Lagopus muta (rock ptarmigan) is the source of this 3215-nucleotide messenger RNA. RefSeq names its product protein tyrosine phosphatase receptor type A (gene PTPRA). Lineage: Eukaryota; Metazoa; Chordata; Aves; Galliformes; Phasianidae. Gene Ontology annotation, molecular function: protein tyrosine phosphatase activity. The record is from RefSeq and is a predicted model, not a curated record. The transcript has 21 exons. Gene Ontology annotation, biological process: protein dephosphorylation. Bases 407 to 2506 code for a protein of 699 amino acids.
CGGGAGCGGGCGGGCGGCAGCGGGGGCGCCGCUGAUGGCCGGCAGCCCCGCGGCGGGGCGCUGAGAGGCGGCGUUGGACAGCGCCGGGCCCCGCACCAAACCCCCUGCGGCCGCGUCCCUUCCCUCCGUCCAUGCUCCCGGCCGUCGCGGCCUCGCAGCGGAGCCGUUGGGCGGCGGCGAGAGAGGCGGGGAGAGAGGGAGAGAGCAGCGGGCCCGGCCCCGCGCCCGCAGGGCGCAUCGAGGAUAAUCAUCAGCCUUAAUAAGGAUUGAUUGUGUGCUACUCAUCGUCGUCCUGAUUGGAUACCAAACAGAAGAGCUUUGGCCAUUGCACUGAGGAGGUGAACAGUUGGAUGAGCGUCCCUGCUAAGGGGCACCGCUGGAAGAACCUUUAUGGGCUCCUAAUGACAUGCAGGUGGACGAUUUGCUUACGAUAAUUAAGGUCAACAUGGAUCUAUGGUUCUUUGUCCUUUUGCUUGGAAGUGGCCUGAUCAGCGUAGGUGCUAACAAUGUCACAACAGAGCCACCCACAACAGUGCCCACCUCCACCAGGAUCCCCACCAAAGCUCCUACAGCAAUUCCUGAUGGUGGGACGACGCUGAGAGUGAGCAGCCUCACCGUUAGCUCUCCGAUGACCACUUCUACCCCGGCGUCGGAGCCUCCUACAACCACAGCCACCAGCAUCUCCCCCAAUGCCACCACUGCCAGCCUCAAUGCCUCCACUCCAGGGGCAUCAGUGCCCACCUCUGCCUCUGUGGCCAUCUCUCUGCCACCCAGCGUGACACCGUCUGCCCCGCACACUGCACUGCCCAGCACAGAAGCGGAGACGACCGAGAGGAACGUCAGCGCGACGGUGACGACGCAAGAGACCUCUUCUGCAUCCCACAACGGUAACUCUGACAGAAGAGAUGAGACUCCAAUUAUCGCCGUGAUGGUGGCCCUGUCCUCCCUCCUAGUCAUAGUAUUUAUUAUUAUUGUGCUGUACAUGUUAAGGUUCAAGAAAUACAAGCAAGCAGGGAGUCACUCCAACUCCUUCCGCCUGCCCAACGGUCGGACAGAUGAUGCAGAGCCCCAGAGCAUGCCGCUGCUCGCCAGGUCCCCCAGCACCAACAGGAAAUACCCACCUCUGCCCGUCGACAAGCUGGAGGAGGAGAUCAACCGCCGCAUGGCAGAUGACAACAAGCUCUUCCGAGAAGAGUUCAACGCUCUCCCAGCGUGUCCCAUUCAGGCCACAUGUGAAGCUGCUUCCAAGGAGGAGAACAAGGAGAAGAACCGCUACGUGAACAUUUUGCCCUAUGAUCAUUCCAGGGUUCACCUGACUCCUGUUGAAGGGGUUCCUGACUCUGACUACAUCAACGCCUCCUUCAUUAAUGGGUACCAAGAGAAAAACAAGUUCAUUGCUGCACAAGGACCAAAGGAAGAAACAGUGAAUGACUUUUGGAGAAUGAUUUGGGAGCAAAACACAGCAACGAUUGUCAUGGUGACCAACCUGAAGGAGAGGAAAGAGUGUAAGUGUGCUCAGUACUGGCCAGAUCAGGGCUGCUGGACAUACGGGAACAUCCGCGUUUCGGUGGAAGACGUGACGGUGCUGGUGGACUACACCGUGCGCAAGUUCUGCAUUCAGCAGGUAGGUGACGUCACGAACAAGAAGCCUCAGCGCCUGGUGACGCAGUUCCACUUCACCAGCUGGCCCGACUUCGGGGUGCCCUUCACCCCCAUUGGGAUGCUGAAGUUCUUGAAGAAGGUGAAGACGUGUAACCCCCAGUAUGCAGGAGCAAUAGUAGUGCACUGCAGCGCCGGGGUGGGACGCACGGGCACUUUUAUCGUCAUCGACGCCAUGCUGGACAUGAUGCAUGCCGAGAGGAAGGUGGACGUUUAUGGCUUCGUGAGCCGGAUCCGGGCUCAGCGCUGCCAGAUGGUACAGACAGAUAUGCAGUAUGUGUUCAUAUACCAAGCACUGCUGGAGCACUAUCUCUAUGGUGAUACAGAACUGGAGGUGACCUCGUUAGAAAUCCACCUCCAGAAGAUCUACAACAAAGUGCCAGGGACCAGCAGCAACGGGCUGGAAGAGGAGUUCAAGAAGCUCACUUCCAUCAAAAUUCAGAACGACAAGAUGAGAACGGGCAACUUGCCAGCCAACAUGAAGAAGAACAGGGUGCUUCAGAUAAUUCCAUAUGAGUUCAACAGAGUAAUCAUUCCAGUGAAGAGAGGUGAAGAAAACACAGACUACGUUAAUGCUUCUUUUAUUGAUGGCUAUCGCCAGAAGGACUCCUAUAUCGCCAGCCAAGGGCCACUGCAGCACACGAUAGAGGACUUCUGGAGGAUGAUCUGGGAGUGGAAAUCCUGCUCCAUAGUGAUGUUAACAGAGCUGGAGGAGAGAGGUCAGGAGAAAUGUGUAGAAGAGACCAAGGAAAAUGUCUACGAGGGAUGGGAAGAGGGACUGGUAAACAGAAAUAUGUCCUCUUUAGAAGUCAAAGGGCUGGGUGAAAACGCAGGUCAGAUUGGGUGAGAACUUGUAAAAAGAAACCAAGACAACUGGUUUACAAAAAGUCCCUUUUGUAUGACUGAAAAGAGAGGAAAAAAGCUGCUACAGUAUUAUAAAAUACGAAAAAACAACAGAGAAAAUCCCAAAGCCUAAGCAAAGCCACCUCAACUAUCAAUUACAGUGAAGAUGUGAGAGAAACUGCUGCCUCUUUGCAGGAUCCUCCAACCAGAUUCCAUUGCCGCGUGCUUAAAGUCUUGCAACCAACACUGCAGUUCCAAGGAAUAGAAAGCACUGAGAUCUGAAGGGAUGGGGAACUGCUGUUUUCUAUUUCAAGGGGGGCUUAAAGUAAUUAGAUCAUACUUACAUGAAGCCUGUUAAACAAGGGACCACAUGUCAUACGACUGCAGAAAAGUAAAACCAUGAGCUGCAGUUCAGUGAAUCCCUGCAGCUACUGGUCUGUCGAGCAACAAACGUGUCUACAGAACUCCAGUUGUACGUGGUUUUAGAAUAGAUUUUGGAGAAAAGCAAUAAACAGCUGAAGAAAGACACUAACAAAAUAUAAUACCUGAUUCACAUGGCUUACAUACUGAGGAACACCUGGUCUCAUGCACAGUCUUCGUUCAUGAGAUACCACCUCCUAGACAAACGAUACGUUUCAUCCACUUGAACUCAAGCAAAGUUUGAUGCCAGAUCAGAAACUGAUAAAUCCUAAAAACUGUGACUUGGUUGCUGA